Messenger RNA from Dermatophagoides farinae (American house dust mite), 1035 nucleotides. Its product is annotated as LHFPL tetraspan subfamily member 6 protein. The record is from RefSeq and is a predicted model, not a curated record. Gene Ontology annotation, cellular component: membrane. NCBI's taxonomy places the organism in Eukaryota, Metazoa, Arthropoda, Arachnida, Sarcoptiformes, Pyroglyphidae.
UUAUUGUUCGUGAGUUCUUAUGUCUGUGUGCGUGUGGUAUUUGUAUGAAAAUAUGUGACCAUUGUCUUGCAACCUAUUUGCUUCUUGCGCGCGCGAGUAUUAUUAUAACUAAGACGAUACCAUUUUUUCAAAAAUGUACACAACACACAAGGGUGUAGGACAGUACAAUCACCAGUCAAUGUCAGCAUGUUAGUGUUGUUGUUGUUGAUUUUGAUAUUGAUAUAAUUCGAACGGAAAAACAAUUACAAAAACAAUAUAAAAUGUUGAUCCAAGAUGAUACGAAUGAACAGAAAAUUAUUGAAUCAUCAUCAUAUAAACAUCCGGAUGAUAUUGAAUCCGAUCAUCAUUAUCAUCGAACAACACAUUUAUUAUGUUCAUUUGUAUGGUGGACAGCAUUAUCAUUGAUUGCAUCAUUAUUGAUUGCAGCUGGAUUUUGGUUACCAUAUUGGAUACAAGGAUUCUAUGAUGAUGAUAAUGGUAGUCAGAUCACAACUAUUACAUUUAGUCCAUUUCGUCGUUGUAAUUUUCCAGUAAUCAAUAAUGAUGGCAAUGUUAAUAUUAUGUUUAAAUGUAUUCGUUAUGAACAUUUCGAUGAUAUUCCAUCACUUUCAUGGAAGCUAACCACACUAUUAGUUGGCCUGGGUGUUUUAUUCUCCAUUCUGGUUGCAUUAAUCCUAUUAUUUGCUUGUUGUAUGCCAAAUGCAUUAACAUCAUCAAAUACCUGUCUAUUGGUUAUUGUACAGCUUUUAAUUAUCUUGGUGAUAAUUACUGGCUGCAUUAUUUAUCCACUUGGUUGGAAUGAUCAACAACAACAACAACAACAAAUACAACAUAUAUGUGGUGCUUAUAAUUUAGAAAAACCAUUUGAAUUAGAAAAAUGUCAGCCAUCAUUAUCCAUCUAUCUAUUGGCAUCGGGAUUAAUUCUACUCAUCAUAUGUCUUAUGUUUGGCAUAUGUACAUCACGUCAAUAUAGAAAAUUUUUUUGAAACAUUUUAUUAACCAACUUUGAUAACAUACAUUUUUUUUGAAAUUGAA